Molecule: messenger RNA, 921 nt
Organism: Baudoinia panamericana UAMH 10762
Lineage: Eukaryota; Fungi; Ascomycota; Dothideomycetes; Mycosphaerellales; Teratosphaeriaceae
Exons: 2
Coding region: 1-921 (306 amino acids)
Biological process (GO): translational initiation
Cellular component (GO): cytosol
Molecular function (GO): protein-folding chaperone binding
Source: RefSeq, a predicted model, not a curated record
AUGGUAGCAGAUACCAAGCUCUAUGAUCGCCUCGGCGUUUCAGCGACGGCCUCGCAAGAUGAGAUCAAGAAAGCGUACCGGAAGAAUGCACUGAAGAACCACCCAGACAAGAACCCAGCGGGCGAGCAGAAAUUCAAGGAAGCGAGUGAAGCGUACGAGAUCCUGUCCGACCCGGAAAAGCGAAAGAAUUACGACAAUUAUGGCUACGACUUCAUCACCGGCAAGGCAGGGCCUCCGCCGUCUGCGGAAGACAUGGGAGGCAAUCCGUUCGCGGGAGCAGGAGGCAUGCCUGGUGGCUUUGCCGGGUUUGGCGGACCAGGCGGUGGAGCAGGACGUGGUGCCAGGACAGCUUCUGGGUUUGGGCGAAGGAGAGAACCGGAGAUGGAGACCACGGUGGUUGAGAAGCCGUUACCCGUAUCGCUGGAAGAGUUGUUCAAUGGCACGACGAAGAAGCUGAAGGUCCAGCGAAAGACGUUCGAUCCGCAGACGGGCAAGCAGAACGUCGAAGAGAAGAUUCUAAGCGUACCAAUCAAGAAGGGUCUGAAGGCUGGCAGUAAGAUCAAAUACCCAGACAUGGGUGACCAAGUGGAAGGCGGUACACAAGACCUACAUUUCAUUGUAAAGGAGAAGGAGAACCCUCUCUUUAAGCGAGAUGGUGACGACCUACGGCAUACGGUCGAGAUCGACCUGAAGGAGGCAUUGACCGGCUGGAAACGAACCGUACAGACGAUCGAUGGGAAACAAGUCAAUGUCAGCAGCGCAGGUCCAACGCAACCAACCUUCGAAGAGCGCUUUCCGCAGUUAGGCAUGCCGAAAAGUAAGACGCCUACGCAGAGAGGCGACUUAAUCGUGGGAGUCAAAAUCAAAUUCCCGACCACUCUUACGGCGCAGCAGAAGCAGAAGCUGAAGGAUAUAUUAUGA